GUUGUGUUUCCUGCCGGGUUAGGAGUGGUUGAGAAGUUUUAGUCAGAGAGAAGUUGAACAGUUAUUUAUGAAGUCCUCAAAAAACGAAGGGUGCCAAACUACAUCUGCAUUGGCCUGAAAAUAUGGAAAUUCCUGCCAUAAGCAUCAAGGCCAUAGUACUAGUGCACUGGCUACUGACCGUCUGGGGCUGCAUGGCCUGGCUGCCGUCCUCCUAUGCCUGGGGUAACUUCAGUGUCCUGGCUGUGGGCGUGUGGGCCAUCGCUCAGAGGGACUCCAUUGAUGCUGUACUUAUGUUUCUGAUUGGGAUUGCAGUGACGAUACUGACAGACAUUAUCCAUUUUGGGAUCUACUACCCGCUCAUUGACGGUCUAUCUGAGAGGAACCGGGACACAUUCCGCUUCAGUGCGGGCAUGGCCAUCCUGGGCCUGCUACUCAAACCUGUCUCCUGCUUCUUCAUCUACCAAAUGUACAGAGAGCGCGGAGGAGAUUACAACGUCAACUUUGACUUCGAGACCUCAGUGGACAGUCGCUGCACCACGGAUAGUGCUGACAGUGCUUUUAUUGGCUGCCGCUACUGAUCCCCAUCCUCUUCUUUUUCAUCAUUCCUUUCCUUCCAUCAUCCUCUCCUCCAUCCUCUCCUCCCCUCACACAGAAAGUAAAGGAAACCGCUGGGCUGAAGAACUACAGGCCUACCUCACUUUUUGUUCUGUUUUCUGACUGUCCACUCUUUUACCUCUGGCCACAUGACUGCAAAAUCUAUAGUUCAGUGUUCUGUACUCAUGUCUUCCCAUUCAUACUCCUCUGCCAAUCACAUACUAUCUACAUGUCCCUCCUUCCUAUCUAAAUACUGAAACUGUCAUCACUGCCCCCUACACUCCAUGAAAAUGAUCUUUACAUAUUCUUGCUUGAUGUUUGUGCUUUUAUGUGUGUUUUUGUGUUUGUAAGACAAAAUAGCUAAGAAUAAGGUUGAACAAUUUAGGUCAUAAACAGAUGGUUGGAGAUUUUAACACAACUUUGAGUACUUAAAGGGAUACUUCAGGAUUUUGGCAAGUUAUACUUCCCCAGAGUCAGAUGAACUAGUGGAUACUAUUUUUAUGUCUGUGUCCAGAUUGAAGAAUGUUAGAGGUAGUUUUGUGAGCCAAUGCUGACUAGCGUUAGCGCAAUGACUGGGAGUCUAUGGGUAUCUACUAGCAUGCUAAUUAAUUUAUGCUGAACAUUUUUGAAGUUGUAUUUUUAAU
Coregonus clupeaformis (lake whitefish) is the source of this 1238-nucleotide messenger RNA. RefSeq names its product angiotensin II receptor-associated protein. The transcript is spliced from 5 exons. Gene Ontology annotation, biological process: regulation of blood pressure; angiotensin-activated signaling pathway. Bases 123 to 578 code for a protein of 151 amino acids. Lineage: Eukaryota; Metazoa; Chordata; Actinopteri; Salmoniformes; Salmonidae. Gene Ontology annotation, cellular component: plasma membrane. The record is from RefSeq and is a predicted model, not a curated record.